Molecule: messenger RNA, 1928 nt
Organism: Capra hircus (goat)
Lineage: Eukaryota; Metazoa; Chordata; Mammalia; Artiodactyla; Bovidae
Gene: FGB
Product: fibrinogen beta chain
Exons: 9
Coding region: 39-1523 (494 amino acids)
Biological process (GO): blood coagulation; platelet activation; protein polymerization
Cellular component (GO): fibrinogen complex
Molecular function (GO): signaling receptor binding
Source: RefSeq, a predicted model, not a curated record
UAGGAUUGAAGAUCUCUCAGUUAAGUCCAAAGCAAAGGAUGAUUUCUUGGAACUUCCAAAAAUUUAAAACCAUGAAACAUCUAUUACUGCUACUUCUGUGUGCUUUUAUAGUUCAGGCCGGAUAUCUUGACUAUGAUGAGGUAGACGAUAACAGAGCUAAGUUACCUUUGGAUGCCCGCGGUCAUCGGCCCUAUGACAAGAGGAGGGAAGAGGCCCCCAGCCUGAGACCUGUGCCCCCUCCCAUCAGCGGAGGUGGCUAUCGGCCUCGUCCCGUCACAGAAACUGCGCGCCAGAAGAAAGUGGAGAGAAAGCCCCCUGAUGCUGAUGGCUGCCUGCACGCGGACCCAGACCUGGGUGUGUUGUGUCCUACAGGAUGUCAGUUGCAAGAUACUUUGGUAAAACAGGAACGACCAAUCCGAAAGAGUGUAGAAGAUUUACAUAAUAAUGUGGAGUCUGUUUCCCAGACCUCUUCUUCCACCUUUGAAUAUAUAACUCAGCUAAAAAACAUAUGGAAACAAAGGCAGAAUCAAGUAAAAGAUAAUGAAAAUGUAGUAAACGAGUACUCCUCACAUCUGGAAAAGCACCAGUUAUAUAUACAUGAGACUGUGAACAGUAAUAUCCCAACUAAGCUUCGUGUGCUCCGUUCAAUUCUGGAAGAUUUGAGAAGCAAAAUACAAAAAUUAGAAUCGGAUGUCUCAACUCAGAUGGAAUACUGCCGCACCCCAUGUACUGUGACUUGCAAUAUUCCUGUGGUGUCUGGCAAAGAAUGUGAGGAAAUCAUCAGGAAUGGAGGUGAAACAUCUGAAAUGUACCUCAUUCAGCCUGAGGAUUCUAGCAAACCAUAUAGAGUAUAUUGUGAUAUGAAAACAGAAAAAGGAGGAUGGACAGUAAUUCAGAACCGUCAAGAUGGUAGUGUUGACUUUGGCAGGAAAUGGAAUCCAUAUAAACAAGGAUUUGGAAAUAUUGCAACCAAUGCAGAAGGGAAAAAAUACUGUGGUAUACCAGGUGAGUAUUGGCUUGGAAAUGACAAAAUUAGCCAGCUUACCAAUAUGGGACCCACAAAGCUUUUGAUUGAAAUGGAGGACUGGAAAGGCGAUAAGGUGAUGGCAAUCUAUGAAGGAUUUACUGUACAGAAUGAGGCCAACAAAUAUCAGCUCUCAGUGAGCAAAUACAGAGGAACAGCCGGCAAUGCCCUCAUAGAAGGGGCUUCUCAACUGGUUGGAGAAAACCGGACCAUGACCAUCCACAACAGCAUGUUCUUCAGCACGUACGACAGAGACAACGACGGCUGGAAAACUACAGAUCCCACAAAGCAGUGUUCUAAAGAGGAUGGUGGUGGAUGGUGGUAUAACCGAUGUCACGCAGCCAAUCCCAAUGGCAGAUACUACUGGGGUGGAGCGUACACCUGGGACAUGGCAAAGCACGGCACAGACGAUGGAGUGGUGUGGAUGAACUGGCAGGGCUCCUGGUACUCGAUGAAGAAGAUGUCCAUGAAGAUCAGGCCUUACUUCCCAGAGCAAUAGUACCCCCCACACAGAUUCUUCCACAUGUAAUAACAUUUUUGUAUAUCAUGUUAUCAGAAUUUUUUUUUCAUACCUUAUAUCUCUCUAAAGCUAUCAAAAUGUCGUUGGUGUGAGUUUUCAGAAAAAGUUUUUAGGACAAAUGACAUUAAAAACAGCACAUGGUUUUCUUUCAUAUUUGUCAUUUCCAUUGUAUACAAAGAAGUAACUAAAAGGAUAAUUGUGGGCAGUCAGUGUUCAUAAUUUCCAUUCCAGUGGAUUGUGAGAAAUUUCAAAUUAGAAAGAGAAAUUGAGGUGAAGUAAAAUCAUGUGUUUAAAAUUCACUUUGAACCUCUCUUUAUUUAUGUAAGAUCUGUCACAGAAAACUCAAAAAGAUUUAUUCAUUAAACCAGUUUAUGUUACAAUAAA